Messenger RNA from Aphidius gifuensis, 435 nucleotides. Its product is annotated as ras-related C3 botulinum toxin substrate 1-like. Gene Ontology annotation, molecular function: GTPase activity; protein kinase binding; GTP binding. The record is from RefSeq and is a predicted model, not a curated record. The coding region runs from base 1 to 435 and encodes 144 amino acids. Gene Ontology annotation, cellular component: cell cortex; plasma membrane; cytoskeleton. Lineage: Eukaryota; Metazoa; Arthropoda; Insecta; Hymenoptera; Braconidae. The transcript has 2 exons. Gene Ontology annotation, biological process: cortical cytoskeleton organization; establishment or maintenance of cell polarity; small GTPase-mediated signal transduction.
AUGGUUGAUGAAAAACCAUUACAUCUUGGUUUAUGGGAUACAACUGAAGAAACAGAUUACCAUAGCUUCAAACGACUUGUGUAUAUAAAAACUGAUGUAUUGCUUAUUUGUUUUUCACUUGUUGAUCCAGCAAGUUUUGAAAAUGUUAAAGCUAAAUGGUAUCCAGAAGUACGUCAUCAUUGUCCAGCAACACCAAUAAUACUUGUUGGUACAAAACUCGAUUUACGUGAAGAUAAAGAAACUAUUGAAAAAUUAAAAAAUAAAAAACUUGCACCAAUAACUUAUCCACAGGGUCUUGCAAUGGCUAAAGAAAUUGGAGCAGUCAAAUAUAUGGAAUGUUCAGCAUUUACAGAACAAGGACUGGAAGAUAUUUUCGAAAAAGCAGUACGUGUGAGCUUAGCUGAGAGAAAGAUUCGCACUUGUUGCCUUUUGUAA